Molecule: messenger RNA, 4050 nt
Organism: Medicago truncatula (barrel medic)
Lineage: Eukaryota; Viridiplantae; Streptophyta; Magnoliopsida; Fabales; Fabaceae
Exons: 6
Coding region: 736-4050 (1104 amino acids)
Biological process (GO): DNA integration
Molecular function (GO): zinc ion binding; nucleic acid binding
Source: RefSeq, a predicted model, not a curated record
GCUUGAAAUCAGCACACGUGACAAUCACCAAGGAGCUAGUGGCGUGGGGUCCUUUGCUAAUCAUCAUCAAGGACUGAGUUUAAUUACUUGGUUAUUUUAACCAUUUAAUUAUUUCUGGACUGUGCCGUCAUUUUUAAUCACCAAGUUAAAGACAAAUAAAUCAGCCAUUUAAAUCCUAUUCUGAGCAGUUACAAAGGAGCAAAAUAAGGAGCAUUAAAGACAAAUUCAAGGCCUUAAUUUCGCCCAGCCAGUCAUUGGAACAGGAGUUACAUAGCUGAUGGAAUAAUGUCAUUUUAGUAUUAGUAUAAUUGCCUUUUAUGCUGUACUUUAUUAUCAGUUUUUAAUAUCUUUGCAUUGUAUUUCGGCUAUAUAUGCCAUGCUUGCUGGACAUUGUAAUGCAUAGAUAGAACAGUUCAAGCUUACUCAGAAUUUGUGUCUACAUUUUCGAAAGGUUAUUAGCAAGUGACGUCUUGAUAAUAAUCCGAUUAGCUCAAUUGGUGUUGAGUGCUAAUCUCUUUGUUAAACUAUUGGUGUAGUCUAACAUUGCCUAUCCCUUGCUGUUUCACUAAAAUACGAAAACUAUCCAAAAACACUUAGCAGAAUUCAACUAAUAAGGGUGGUACCUAGUAUCUUCGUUAUUGGUUGUUUGCUUCCGCUACCCUUACGAAUUAAAGCACUCUAAUUCGUAUCAUUUGUGGUAUCAGAGCUUUGGCUCUGAAUCCUUGUUACGUGACAAUGGUGGAUUACAACAGCGAUGAUUUCAUGGACAGAUUGCGUGAAGCCUUAAGGAGCGUCAAUCUGGGAGAUGAACGAUGGAGGUCUAGAAGGGGUGAACCACGUCCAAACGCGGAUGAAUUCAAAAUCACCGAGCUACCUGAAUUCAAUGGCAGUGCAGACCCGGAGGUUUAUUUGGAAUGGGAGCGCAAGAUCGAUAGAAUGUUUGACUUCAAGGAUCUUGACGAUGAGAAGCGUUGUAAGUAUGCUAUUCUGAAACUUAGCAAAAGUGCAUCGUUGUGGUAUGAGGGCUUGAAGGCUCGAAGAAUACGAGAUAGGAAGGAGAAAAUCAGUUCUUGGGAGUCCUUGAAAAGAAAGUUGCGCAAAAGGUAUGUGCCAUCGAACCACAGAUUGAACUUGUAUAAGAAGAUUUCAGAUUUAGUACAAGGUAAAAUGAGUGUUACUGAGUACAUUGAUGAAUUCGAAAACCUAUGUUUAAUGGGUGAGUUGGAGGAAAAUGAAGAGCAAAGAAUGAGUCGUUUUCUUCGUGGUCUGAAUAAGAACAUAGCAUUUGCUGUUGAGCUAUGUAAUUAUUCUGACUUCAACACUUUGAGCACCUUGUGUUUAAAAAUUGAAAAUCAAAAUAAGAGCAGAUAUAAUGCUGGUGGUUCAAGUGGUUGGUCCAAGGGAGGUGUAUCAGGUAGUGCAGCUGCAGCCCCUAGCACUAAACCAAAUGUGACUCAACCAAAACAGGUUGAGCCUACUCCUAAACAAUCUAGUGCUGCAUCCAAAGAGACUAGCCUGUCGACGGUUAGGUGUUUUAAGUGUCAAGGCUUUGGACACUAUGCUAGAGCUUGCCCUAAUAAAAGAGUUGUGACCCUCAGAGAAGCGGUUAGCAUGCGUGAUGAGUUGAUUAAGGAAGAGGAAGAAUCUGAAGAAUAUGGACCUCCCAUCUAUGAUACUUUGGUGCUUAGAACUUUACAAGCUAAAACUGCACCCUUGGAUGGGGAUCAAAGGAAUCAAAUCUUCUACACUAAGUGUCAAGUGAAGGAUAAAUGGUGUAGUGUCAUUGUGGAUGGAGGUAGUUGUACCAAUGCAGCUUCAACUGAAAUGGUGUCUAAAUUAGGAUUACUUACAACAAAACAUCCUAAACCUUAUGCACUACAUUGGUUGGACAAUGGGAGUAGUAUAAAAGUUACAAGACAGACUAGUGUGGGGUUAACCAUGGGGUCUUAUGUUGAUGAGAUCUUGUGUGAUGUUGUGCCUAUGGAUGCGAGUCAUAUACUUCUGGGACGUCCUUGGCAAUUUGAUAGAGAUUAUGAAGAUGUGUUUCCAAUUGAAUUACCAAUUGGUUUGCCACCUAUUCGUGGAAUUGAGCAUCAAAUUGAUCUAAUUCCCGGAGCUCCAUUACCAAACAAAGCGGCCUAUAGGUGUAAUCCGGAGGAGACAAAAGAGUUGCAACGGCAAAUUGAAGAAUUGAUCAGCAUGGGUUAUGUGCGUGAAUCAAUGAGUCCUUGUGCUGUCCCAACGUUGCUGGUUCCUAAGAAGGAUGGUUCCUGGAGAAUUGUGGUGUUUCUUGGAUACAUUGUGUCUAAAGAUGGAGUAUCGGUUGAUCCAACAAAGGUGGAUGCUAUCAAAACAUGGCCAAGUCCUACAACAGUUUCGGAGGUGAGAUCUUUCCAUGGUCUUGCAUCAUUUUAUCGACGCUUUAUCCAGAAUUUUAGCACUAUAACAAGCCCUAUUACUGAAUGUUUGAAGAAGGGUGCGUUUGUGUGGAAUGAGCAAGCACAAAAGGCUUUUGAAUUGAUUAAGUUAAAGCUUUGUGAAGCUCCUGUUUUAGCUUUGCCCGACUUCACUCAACCAUUUGAGGUCGAAUGUGAUGCUAGUGGGGUUGGCAUUGGAGCUGUUUUGAUACAAAACAAAAGGCCUAUAGCUUAUUUCUCAGAGAAACUUGGGGGAGCUCGAUUGAACUAUUGCACCUAUGACAAGGAGUUCUAUGCCAUUGUAAGAGCUCUUGAUCAUUGGAGUCAUUAUUUGCGUUCUAACCACUUUGUGUUGCAUUCAGAUCACGAGUCUUUAAAGUAUAUCAACGGACAACAAAAGUUGAGUCCAAGGCAUGCUAAAUGGGUUGAAUUUCUUCAAUCUUUUAAUUUCUCUUCAAAAUACAAAGAUGGUAAGAGUAACGUGGUGGCUGAUGCACUUUCAAGGAGGUAUGGUGGAUUUUUGUUCAAAGAGAAUCGGCUUUGCAUUCCAAGGCAUGCAAUUCGUGAGUUGCUAGUUCGUGAGGCUCAUGGUGGGGGUUUAGCUGGUCACUUUGGCAUUACAAAGACCCUGGAGAUUUUAAAAGAACACUUUCAUUGGCCAAAGAUGUUAGGAGAUGUGCAAAAGGUCAUUAGCAAGUGUGUUACUUGUCAUAUGGCGAAGAGUUCUUUCAAACCAGGGGCAUAUACUCCAUUACCAACACCUAAUGGUCCUUGGAUGGACGUGAGCAUGGAUUUCAUUGUGGCUUUGCCCCGCACACAGCGAGGUAAGGAUGCAAUUAUGGUUGUUGUUGAUAGGUUUUCAAAGAUGGCACACUUUGUAGCUUGUCACAAAACAGAUGAUGCUAGUAACGUUGCUGAUUUGUACUUUCGUGAGAUUGUGCGCUUACAUGGAGUUCCUAAAACUAUUGUUUCCGAUCGUGAUUCAAAGUUUUUGAGUUAUUUCUGGAAUACAUUAUGGAGGAAAUUGGGUACUAAGUUGCUGUUUAGUACUUCCCAUCACCCUCAAACCGAUGGGCAAACAGAGGUGACUAAUAGAACUCUUGGUACCUUGCUGCGUGGCUUGGUUAAUAAAACUCAAAAGGAUUGGGACUUGAAGUUAGCUCAUGCCGAAUUUGCCUACAAUCGGUCCCAUACAUAUGCUACUAACCAUUCUCCUUUUGAAGUUGUUUAUGGUGUGAAUCCUUACUUGCCAUUGGAUCUGAUGGCUAUGCCUCUUGUAUGGGUCCAUUUGAGAAAAGAGAGAUUCCCAAGCAAAAGAAAGAAUAAGCUCAUGCCUAGAGCUGAUGGUCCCUUCAAAGUUAUAUCAAAGAUCAAUGAUAAUGCAUACAAGAUUGAUUUGCCCGGAGAAUAUGGAGUACAUGCAACUUUCAAUAUUGGAGAUCUCUCACCAUAUUUGGAUGAUGAUGGUAUUCAAGAAUUGAGGUCAAUUCCUUUCAAAGGGGGAGGGGAUGAUGCGAAAAUUGAUCUAGAAGAGCUUGAAAUCAGCACACGUGACAAUCACCAAGGAGCUAGUGGCGUGGGGUCCUUUGCUAAUCAUCAUCAAGGACUGAGUUUAAUUACUUGGUUAUUUUAA